AUGGAUCCCAACGCCGAGGAACCGGCGCCGAUCGUGUACAUUGGCCAACAUGAAUCGCAGCGAGAGAUUUCGGUCAACAGCCAGCUGCUGGGUGAUGCUCAAUCGCUGGGCUACGACUUGCUCACGGCGCCCAUCACCACCACCCAUUUCCAGUCCCGAGUACUGGCCAUCUUGGCCGACUAUGUCAAGCUCAUCAGCGAAUCUCCUCUCCCGGAUGCUUUACCCCUACCAAACAUCUCACCCCUCACCCCCAAGGACACCGAUCUCUCUCCCGAGGACAGCAACAGUGCCUUGAUUGCAGUCGCCAGCUCCUGGAUUGAUCUGGGCUCCAAAGACCCCCUCAUCGCUCACAUCAGUCGACAAGUCUUCAAUGCGGAAGUGGCCUACGCUGCCUUUGUUGGAAUCAGCAGCAUUCUGGUUCAAGGUCCAGUACAGGGCUCUGAUGUUGCGCAGUAUUCGAGGGCCAUACUGGAAGCUCUGAGCCUUGGUCCCUAUGUUCAGCUCCACAUUGUCUUACCAAUGACUGGCGAGCUCGAGAUGGAAGGCUUCGACGGGGAGCAUCUGUCCGAGCUGGCCAGGAAGCAGUACGUUGUCGAAGAAGAUGAAGACGACGACGGCGAGCCAGAGCCAUUCGGAAGCUGGGAGACGUGGGAUACCAUCAGAUCCGUUUGCAGCUACAGCAAUAAGCUUACAGUAGCUCUGGAAGUCCCUCGUCAGCUGCCAUUCGCCAGCAUCCAGUCGAGAUGGUAUUCUGAAUCCAUUCGCUUGCUCCUCUUCCCUCGAACGUCUUUCCUCCGCAACGCAAAAGGCUAUCCAGUACUUUCAAAGCCGCACCAGCAACUCUUCACUCGAUUCCUACGACUUAGAUUCCCACCCUGGCUUCUCCUCGUUGAUGUCGACUCCAUCAAGCCAAUGGAGGAGGCAGCAUCAGGAGGUGCACCACUUGAGCCAACGCCAGCAGAGUCAGCAAACAGUGCAGAACCCCAAGACCCCGUCUCGCAUCUACGCUACAUCAGACAUUUGCAGCAGACCCAGCCAUCACGGCCACCAAUGGAACGCUUUGGCCAAGGUUACCAAGACUACAUCCAGUCGCCACUGCAACCUCUCACCGACAACCUCGAGUCCAUUACGUAUGAAGUCUUUGAGAAGGACCCUGUCAAGUACGAGUGGUACGAACGUGCAGUUGCUGCAGUGUUGAAAGACUUGAGGAAGAAGCUUGGCGAACAACAUGAGAUUGUCGUCGCUGUGGUGGGUGCUGGUCGAGGACCUCUGGUGACGAGAUCACUGCGGGCCAGCAAAUCCACCGGCAUCCCCAUCAGAUGCUGUGCUGUAGAGAAGAACCCCAACGCCCACGUUCUCAUCCAGCGACGCAAUGCCACAGACCCGCUCUGGAAUGGCCAGGUCCUCAUCUACAAAUCCGACAUGCGUGCAUGGCCUGGGCCGACUGUCAAUGGCAAUGUGCGGCAAGUCGACAUCUUGGUGUCUGAAUUGCUCGGCUCGUUUGCAGACAAUGAACUUUCACCUGAGUGCCUCGAUGGCGUACAGCACGUUCUCCACCCCGAUCACGGCAUUAACAUCCCACAAAGCUACAGCGCACAUCUCACACCCAUCGCCACGCCGAAAUUGUAUAGCGACCUGCUCACCCGUCCCGCCGACGAUCUGUGGGAAACUCCAGCGGUGGUCAUGCUUCAUCAAUACGAUGACCUGUGCACCAUCGCCAAUGCCUCAGGUGAACGGGUUCCAGAUGUGAAAGAAGCGUGGUCUUUCCAUCACCCAAUCGCACCAGCAAUCCUCACCCACGCCUUCGUGCGAGCCGGCGGCGCUUCAGACGCAGGUGGCUGGACAGGUGGCGACGGCAAGAACGAGCACAACGUCCGGUCGUGCAAAGUCUCCUUCAAAGCCCAAGAUCGAGGAGUCUGUCAUGGGUUGGCGGGAUACUUCGAGACAGUGCUGUAUGCACCAGAAGAUGGGAGCAAGAAGGUGGAGCUCAGCACGAAUCCUGUGAUGAUGAAGGCGAAGAGCGAGGACAUGAUCAGUUGGUUUCCGAUCUUCUUUCCGCUGAAGAAACCCAUCUUCAUCCCCGACGAGGCCGAAAUCGAAGUCAGCAUGUGGCGCCAGACAGACGAUCGUAAAGUGUGGUACGAGUGGUUCGUAGAGGUCUUCGCACAAGGAACGAAGGGCAAGAGGAUGAAGGUGGGCGGGAGUGAGCUGCACUCGAGCAAGAAGAAUGGCUGUUUGAUGUAG
Messenger RNA from Zasmidium cellare ATCC 36951, 2244 nucleotides. RefSeq lists its product as uncharacterized. Bases 1 to 2244 code for a protein of 747 amino acids. Lineage: Eukaryota; Fungi; Ascomycota; Dothideomycetes; Mycosphaerellales; Mycosphaerellaceae. The record is from RefSeq and is a predicted model, not a curated record. The transcript is spliced from 3 exons. Gene Ontology annotation, biological process: peptidyl-arginine N-methylation; regulation of DNA-templated transcription. Gene Ontology annotation, cellular component: nucleus; cytosol.